AGACCGUUGCGGCAUUUUUCCCGCCUGCUUUUCUGCUCGUCUGCUUCUUGUCGCCUCACACUUCUCGACGACCACACUAAACCGAGACACUUCAAUGCGUCAGAUCUUUGCGACCCGUUCUUACUUCGAGUCGAUUGUACCCCGUUACACCCGUGACUCAACCGGGUACCUACCCUCUGUGCCCCCGCCAGCUUUAGUCGCAAGCGCGCGACAAUAAGAUCCGCGAUCCGCCACCCACGAUCCACAGCAGGUCUCGGCGAUUUAGGUGGAAUUAUACGUUGAGAAACCCAGUCGGAAGUUUGCGACCGUUCGUUGCGGAUUCGAAGACCGACAUUACGCAGUGCGCCAUAUACCAUACGUGGAUAUACGUGGAUCCGCCCGUCCGGAAUAAACUGAAGCGUGCGGGAAUGGUCCCGGCGCCCCGACAGCUGGAGAUCUUGAGAUCAGGACAGUGAAACGUGUUGUUAGAAAAGCCCUCCGAGGCUGUGACCGAAUUUGUAGAACCCAUCGGUGUACGCGAACGCGUGAUACCGAGUUCCGCUCCCCCCUCCCGUGGCUGGGGAAUACAUGACGAAAUGAACGUGGAAGCCAAGGACGGCUCCCAGUCUCCCGCAGACCUUGAUCGCGACUCUGCGGAUGCCACCGAACAUUCAGAACAGAUGGAUUCCAAGAUGAACGGUGACGGUAGCAAGAAUGAGAAUGCUCGAAAAGCUGCGAAUGCGAAGGAUCCCUCGCGACCGCGCCGGAAGAAGGCCCGGAGAGCGUGCUUUGCUUGCCAGCGAGCACACUUGACAUGCGGCGACGAGCGACCCUGUCAACGUUGUAUCAAACGUGGUCUCCAGGAUGCAUGCCAUGACGGCGUUCGCAAGAAGGCCAAGUAUCUCCACGACGCUCCCGACGGAGCAUUGAUGCCCGGCGUAGGAGGCACUUUUUAUAACAACAGCAACAACGGUAAUGGGAUAACGAAUGGUAUGCCACCGAUGUCUAGGAAUGGUUCCUCGUCUACACCACAGCAACAACCGCAACAGCAAACUCCAAGUACUACCACUUUUUACCCCACGCCUCGGCCACAAUCCCAGCCGCAGCCAGGAUCAUAUAACGUCUAUCCAGACACCACCACUAUUAGCCAGAGUCCUUUCACCACUCAGUCUCCUGUAUCACCAACUUUCAAUCUGAAAAGUAGCACGAAUGGUCGAAAUGCGAGCUUAUCCUCCACCGUGGGCCAGCAGCCCACUCCGACUACGGCGCUCUCGGGAGAUACUAGCCAACCGCCGAAUCCAUUUGCCGGACCAUUUUUCGACCCCAGCGACCCAGCACUCUUCAACUUCGACCUGUCUAGCAUGAAUUUCGAGAAUCGCUAUGGUGCUCUCGAAUUCGGCAUGCUCGGUCACAUGGCUACCGGGGCGGGCGAUUCUCCGACCGACUCGGCAGGACAGCGAGGGUCGAUCGGCCGCAGUGGGUCUGCGCAGUUCUCCACGCCCGCCCCUGGCUUUGGCGAAAGUCCGGGGAAUCAACAGCCAUUCAUGUUUGGGGACCCCUUGCUCAAUGAUUGGUCGGCUGGUCAAGCCUCGGGACAACCGCACGUGAACGUAAGCGGCGUGUACGGUCAAAAUGGCAUGUUGUCCGGCCACAUGAAACCAGAUGCGCCUCAUGCCUUUGCCAUCGAGAGUGGUCCAGCCAACUUCACUAGCCCUGGAUCUGUGACAGCUAGCCCGCAUGUGACGGUGGCCGGACUGGAGGAUGCGUCCGCGUUCAACAAUAACAACAAUGUACCCAAAUCGAGUAGCAACCUGGCACCAAAUGGGCAACGACCCCUGAUCACGACCCCGAGCCUCAAGCACCGUGAUCUACAGGUGGGCCCACGACGACGUCAUCGCAACCCAUCGUCGAUCUAUGAAAGUGUCAAGGAGCCGUAUGGCUACACGAAUGGUUUCCACAAUCUUACUGCAUUCAUCCAACGGCGGUUCACGCCGCAAAAGACUGUGCGCAUCGCUAAAGCGCUCGCUUCUAUUCGUCCCUCAUUCAUUGCGACCACCAAAACCUUGAACCGCGAUGAUCUUAUUUUCAUGGAAAAGUGCUUCCAGCGGACACUUUGGGAAUACGAAGACUUCAUCAACGCCUGCGGCACACCGACCAUUGUCUGUCGACGCACAGGCGAGAUCGCUGCCGUCGGCAAGGAAUUCAGUAUUCUUACUGGAUGGAAGAAGGACGUCCUCCUUGGUAAAGAGCCGAACCUUAACGUCAACACGGGCGGGUCUGCCUUGCCACAGUCUGGUACAACGUCGAGGGGAAGCUUCACGCCGCGUAGCUCGACACUAGAGAAUGCCAACAGCGGACGUCCGCAGCCCGUCUUCCUGGCGGAACUGCUAGAUGAUGAAAGCGUGGUUGAGUUCUACGAGGACUUUGCACGCCUUGCGUUUGGUGACUCUCGUGGUAGUGUUAUGACGCGAUGCAAGUUGUUGAAGUAUAAGACCAAGGAAGACAUGGAGGGCGGCUCCUCUGAUGAGCAUGGCAAGUGGAACAAUCACUUGCGCAAGGGUGGGAUCGCUGGCGAAGCUGGCAUGAACCAGCUGGGCUUCAAGGAUGGCAAGGUCGAAUGCGCGUACUGCUGGACAGUCAAGCGAGAUGUGUUCGACAUUCCGAUGCUCAUUGUGAUGAAUUUCUUACCAUGCAUUUGAUCGCUACCCCUUGGGAUGUCCGAUUACUUCCCUUUGACUUUUUUGUUCACUUUUGCAUGUUUCGUUCUGGAAUUUCUCUUCAUACCCUUACUCGGCUUCUCUACCGAGUCUUUCUCGUUUUCGUUUUUUUUUUUUUUUUUUUUUUUUUUUCAUGUUCUCUCUUACGUACGCCUGCCACCUUAUCCCGGUACAUAUUUCUCCUGGUUCUGGGAUUGUAUGAUUCCCCCUUUACCUCCUUGUUCCAGUAUCUUGUCUUGUGCCCUGCCCCCACAGUACAUAUCUCUGGGGCUUGAUCGUCCCGGUCUUCCUGCCUUGCCGGGGCGUCUGUUGAUAUUCUUUGUUUCUUGUUUCUUGUUUCUUGCUUUUGUGGCGCUCAAAAAGGUCAACAAAUGAUAUCUCUGGGUUGGGAUUGUUCUUUUAUGAUCUAAUGUCAUUGAUUACUGGAC
This is a messenger RNA of Penicillium subrubescens, 3124 nucleotides long. RefSeq names its product Zn(II)2Cys6 transcription factor domain-containing protein. The transcript has 3 exons. Gene Ontology annotation, biological process: regulation of DNA-templated transcription; cellular response to starvation. Gene Ontology annotation, molecular function: DNA-binding transcription factor activity, RNA polymerase II-specific; RNA polymerase II transcription regulatory region sequence-specific DNA binding; zinc ion binding. Bases 576 to 2678 code for a protein of 700 amino acids. NCBI's taxonomy places the organism in Eukaryota, Fungi, Ascomycota, Eurotiomycetes, Eurotiales, Aspergillaceae. Gene Ontology annotation, cellular component: nucleus. The record is from RefSeq and is a predicted model, not a curated record.